Molecule: messenger RNA, 990 nt
Organism: Nymphalis io (European peacock)
Lineage: Eukaryota; Metazoa; Arthropoda; Insecta; Lepidoptera; Nymphalidae
Product: ATP synthase mitochondrial F1 complex assembly factor 1
Exons: 4
Coding region: 92-934 (280 amino acids)
Biological process (GO): mitochondrial proton-transporting ATP synthase complex assembly
Cellular component (GO): mitochondrion
Source: RefSeq, a predicted model, not a curated record
UAUUAAGUAACAAAUGAAAAGAUCAAAGGUGUCAAAGGUGAUCAAAGGCUCAAAUUAAUAUUCUCUGUUAACUAUUGAUAUUGGGCUUGUUAUGGCAGUUGGUAUAAAACAUCUAUUUUCCACUUUCAAAUACCCUAAAUAUAUAUAUUUUCGUAACAUAAUGACGACAAGUUCAAAAUCUGAAAAAGCAAUGGAAAUUUUGCAAAAUAAUCCUUAUUAUGAAAAGUAUGCAGAUAGAAUAGCUGAGAUGCAAAAAACUUCACCUGAAGAGUUUCUAAAAAGAGUAGAAGAACAAGGCAAAAAUAAAAACACUGAAAAUAAGAAGAAAUUUGCUUCAGUUGACACUAGACAAUAUUCAUCAGUGCUUAACCCGAAACAUGCACUCAAUGAGGAACCGAUCUUGGAGGACAAAAAAUUAAAUGAUAUAUUUAAAUUAGAACUCGUAGCAGACAAAGAUGCUGAAGAAAUACAAAUCAUCUGGGAGGAAUAUCACAAGCACAAAGAAGUUAUUUCUGCAACAAUACCAAAAGAAAUAUAUGAAACAAUUCAGUUUAAUAUGAAGCAAUUUCCUACUUUUCUAUUUCCACUUCCAAGAUCACAAGGAUAUGAAUUCAUUAUGUCUCAAAUAUCAGGACACACUGUACAUUUUACACCACUGCUUGCAUUCCAGGUUCAUAAAGAGAAUGCACCGGAAUGUUUAACUAUUGUACAUUAUACAGAGCUUGUGAAGAAAGGAAUUGUUUUAAUGCGUGGAGAAUAUGACAAGAAUGUACUGAAUGGAAAAGAAGCUCAAUGUUUGGCAAAUCAAUUCCAGUUGUACUACUACGGAAGAAAUGAAAAUAAGAUAAAACUUUUAGAAUUGUUUAAUAAAACCCCUGACAUAUUCAAGCACAUGGACUUGAUAGCAGAAUUAGAAAAUAUUGAAGUAGUGUGAAAGUCACAAAUUGAAAAUAGAAAUCAUAAAAUAUGUGAAUAAAAUAAAUAACUGUU